GCUACAAGCCAGGGGCUCGUAGUGCGAUGCUGUGACGUCAUCGUGGCCAAUGUGUCAUUCGCUAUCCGGCUGCAGGAGGUUGGCCAGGCUCCCUUCGCUAAGAGACGGCGCGCAGGAAAGCAGUGAGAUCGAAACAUCCUGUAAAACAGGACUAACGUAAACAAAUGAAACAUACAGCAUUUUAGUAUUGUUUGUAGGUGAAAAUCCACAUAAUCAAGAUUUUGCUAUAGCUAGCUUGCAAACACUUCCUGAGAUCUGAGCGUAUUCAAAUUGUGGAGCGCGUCGACGUCGGCCUGGUCAACUUGGAUUGCUAGCAAUUAGUUUACACAGCUAGCUAGGCCUAACUUGAAGCUAUCCACCGCAGGAAAAGCAACAUCAGAAGGAAUGAGUGAUGACCUCUGUUGUGGUGGCAGAUGGUGGAGGGAAUAUGGUGGAGUACGUCACUGUCAUGGAAGAGACUGAGCAGAGUGAGGAGGGGGAGGUGGUGCAGGAGAUAGUGGAGACGGUAAUAGGGGAGGAUGGGGAGGAGUAUCCUGCUGUGGUUGUGGAGGAGGUGCCCAGUGCCCAGGUGGAGCAGUGCUACGCUGCCCAGGUGCUGGUCUACGACGACGGGACCUACCUGAUGCAGGACGUGGGAGACGAGCAGGAGGUGGUCACAGAGGUGGUAGAGACAGUAGAGGUGUCAUCACACGGGGGCAUGGUGUGCUUUGAUAAGACCUUCGAGGCGGCCGAGGCCCUUCUUCACAUGGACUCCCCCAGCAGUUUCCAUGGAGACCGCAACAACACAGUGGAGGACGUGAUGAUGGAGACUGUGGUGGAGGUGUCUACAGAGUGUGAGCCCAUAGAGGAGGACAGCUUCCCUAUUCCCCCUGACUACGAGCCUCCCUCUGCCAAGAAGAAGAAAGGGGGAAGGAAGUCGAAGACACAACAGCCUCAGCCUGACACCAACUGCACCAUUGACCUGGGGAUCAGGAAGAGACCCAGAGAGGGAAAAGGGAGCACCACCUACCUAUGGGAGUUCCUGUUGGAUCUCCUCCAGGACAAGAACACCUGUCCCAGGUACAUCAAGUGGAUGCAGCGGGACAAGGGCAUCUUCAAACUGGUGGACUCCAAGGCGGUGUCCAAACUAUGGGGCAAACACAAGAACAAACCUGACAUGAACUACGAGACCAUGGGCAGGGCACUCAGGUAUUACUACCAGCGGGGGAUCUUAGCCAAGGUGGAGGGUCAGAGACUGGCCUACCAGUUUAAAGACAUGCCCAAGAACAUCAGGGUGAUCGACGAUGACGGGGAGGAGGAGGAGGAGGGGGAACCCUCUGAGCACCACCUUGCGGUCCAGACCCUGACCCUUGACCCUGCCACCUCCACCCAGACACAGCAGAGCUACGUCACCGUCAUCCCCACCGCGUCCGGCAACAGGACCAUGCGUUUGGCCAUGCCCAUGGUCAUGACGACGACGCUGGGUCAGAUGACCCUCAACCCUUCCACCGUCUUCACCACCCAGGCCCCCAUCACCCUGGGCAACGCCCACGCCGGCGGGCCCAAGCUGGUGAUCCAGACCUUACCCACCAUGAUGCCCGCCGGGGCCAAGAGCGGAGAGAAGAUCACCAUCAUCACCAUCCCGGCGGCCCAGCUAGCUCAGCUAACGCAGGGCAACCUCUCAGCCCAGCUCUCAGGCCAGCUAGCUCAGCUCAUACAGGCCAAACCUGUCACCCAGCUCAUACAGGCCAAACCAGUCACCCAGCUCAUACAGGCCAAACCAGUCACCCAGCUCAGUGCAGGCCAAACCAGUCACCCAGCUAGUGCAGGCCAAACCAGUCACCCAGCUAGUGCAGGCCAAACCAGUCACCCAGCUAGUGCAGGCCGAACCAGUCACCCAGCUAGUGCAGGCCGAACCAGUCACCCAGCUAGUGCAGGCUAAACCCGCCACGCUCCAGAUAACGCAGAAACCAGCCCCUCCGCUCAUACUUGCAAAGCCUGUGACGCAGCCCCCCACCCAGCAGCCACCUGUGGCCUCCCCUGUAGGUAAACCCCAGCCCCCUCCCUCCACCAGCAUCACCACCCCUGUACCAACCCCCACUACACCCCCUGUAAAAGAGGCCAUCUCACCCCCCACAGCCCUCCCAGACUCCACCCCGUCCCCCCCUUCAGCGAGCACGGAGCCCUCCCAGUCCAGCCCGAAGGACCCCUCUGCCUCGGAGUCGGCACAGAACCCAGUGGCCCCUGAAUCUUGAGAACUUUAGUCCCAGGGGCCCGAGGGCUACUGACUCCAUAUUGGCACUGUUUGAAGUGGAGUCUUCCCUUCCCAUCCUUCUCUUACUGGGCCGUGGAGCUGUUGGACCAUACAGAGUAGGAGAGCUCUGAACUGGACCUCAGCUAUGGAGCGCCUAGUUACCAGGAAGCUAGUCUUCAAACUGGAGCUGCAGUGCCCUCCGUCCCUCCACAUCAGAAAACCAGGAAGAGACACGAGAGAGGAAAUGGGACUUUGUAUGCAUACUCUUUAGAAGCUUGUUGGAACUCAAACGACGGGCAAGCCUUAGAUUGUACAUCGAAAAUCAUUUUUUAAAAUCAGAAACAUAAUAUAAAGGAAGCCUGGUAAAGGUCUUUGUGUAAAACCUUUUUGAUACUCUGCAGCAGGUUACGUAUGAUGUAUUCUAAGUUCGAUGCAACUGCAGUUAUUUUGUCUCAUAGUUGGAAUCUUUGCUUUGGGUUUUCAUCUGACGUCCCAUUCCCAGUCUGAAUGGCUUUCACACAGUAGUCCCCCACAGCACUGUCCCUACACUCAAUGUUCUUUUGUGUUUUGUUUUUUUUACUGUUCAGGAAUGGGAGCGAAAGGAUGUUUGUGUCAAGAAAAGACGGAUCUAGAUAGUAUAUUACACAUUUAUGCUAUUUUCUUGUACUCUGUAUUGAUGUAGAUUUUACUGAAAUAUGUAUUAUAAAAAAAAAACUAACAUGAA
Coregonus clupeaformis (lake whitefish) is the source of this 2957-nucleotide messenger RNA. Its product is annotated as ETS-related transcription factor Elf-2. Lineage: Eukaryota; Metazoa; Chordata; Actinopteri; Salmoniformes; Salmonidae. Bases 392 to 1921 code for a protein of 509 amino acids. Gene Ontology annotation, cellular component: nucleus. The record is from RefSeq and is a predicted model, not a curated record. The transcript is spliced from 9 exons. Gene Ontology annotation, molecular function: sequence-specific DNA binding; DNA-binding transcription factor activity, RNA polymerase II-specific. Gene Ontology annotation, biological process: regulation of transcription by RNA polymerase II; cell differentiation.